AUGCACAGGGCACCCCUGCUGGCACUUCCCUGCAGAAGCGAGUACCUGCAGAGCACAUGGGAGAAAGCCUACCAGGAUCACAGGAAGAAGGUCCGGGAUGCCCAGCCACUCGUGGACACCCAUGCCCCACUGUUUCUCAGCCACUUCCACCUGAACCUCAAGAAGCUGAAGCUGGAGGAGGACAGGCUCUCCGUCAUUGACAGGGACAACCGCCUGCUGCUGGAGAAGGUGGCCUGCAUCAUGAGGACCAGGGGACAGACCGACAGCAGAGACGACUACACACACCGGAGGUAA
This is a messenger RNA of Pipistrellus nathusii (Nathusius's pipistrelle), 294 nucleotides long. NCBI's taxonomy places the organism in Eukaryota, Metazoa, Chordata, Mammalia, Chiroptera, Vespertilionidae. The record is from the annotation of a GenBank genome assembly.